Messenger RNA from Dendrobium catenatum, 1708 nucleotides. RefSeq names its product chaperone protein dnaJ A7A, chloroplastic. Gene Ontology annotation, molecular function: ATP binding; heat shock protein binding. The coding region runs from base 122 to 1468 and encodes 448 amino acids. The record is from RefSeq and is a predicted model, not a curated record. Gene Ontology annotation, cellular component: cytoplasm. NCBI's taxonomy places the organism in Eukaryota, Viridiplantae, Streptophyta, Magnoliopsida, Asparagales, Orchidaceae. The transcript has 8 exons. Gene Ontology annotation, biological process: response to heat; protein refolding.
CGUCGUUCUUUAGUCUUUACAAGCCCUGUCGUCUCUCUUAUCUGGUUAUCGCAAGCCCUCGUUCCAGUAGCAUCGCCUCCUCAAAUCGGAAGGUUGGGCUUCGCCAGGGAAGCUUAUAUAGAUGGCAAUUAUACCCCUGGGAGGCAAUUCAAUACCUUAUUUGGGAGUUCGGCCUCGAUUAGCGGUUGGUUAUUCAUCUGCUAGAGCAAAAGCAUGUGGUUCGCCUCAUAUGUUGUUGUGUUAUCAAUUUGGCGGUUUGGCCAAGCAAAACUAUUUGGCUUCAGCUUCUUCAGGUUUCAUUGCCCAAGUACCUUCUUCUCUAUUUAAUAGUGGACUGUUGCAAAAUACUGGCCGGCGAAGAGGUGCCAGGCUUACUGUUAGAGCUGAUUCAGAUUACUACUCAGUACUUGGAGUAUCCAAAAAUGCUUCAAAAUCUGAAAUAAAAAGCGCAUAUCGGAAGUUAGCCAGGAAUUUUCAUCCUGAUGUGAACAAAGAUCCAGGCGCAGAACAAAAGUUCAAGGACAUUAGCAACGCAUAUGAGGUUUUGUCAGAUGAUGAGAAACGAUCUAUUUAUGACAGAUAUGGAGAAGCUGGCCUUAAAGGUGCUGGCGCAGGCAUGGGGGAUUUCAGCAACCCAUUUGAUCUAUUUGAGUCAUUAUUUGAAGGUAUGGGUGGAAUGGGUGGUAUGGGGAGCAGGUCUGCACGCAAUCGACCCACGCAAGGGGAUGAUGAGAGCUAUAAUAUUGUUUUAAACUUCAAAGAGGCUGUCUUUGGUGUGGAGAAGGAGAUCGAGAUAACCCGGCUCGAGAGCUGCGGCACCUGCGACGGUUCAGGAGCUAAACCUGGCACAAAGCCAACCAAGUGCAACACUUGCGGCGGUCAGGGCCAGGUUGUCUCUUCAGCAAGGACACCACUGGGUGUUUUCCAGCAGGUCAUGACUUGCUCCACAUGUGGUGGUACUGGGGAGUCCUCCACCCCAUGCGGUACCUGUGGCGGCGAUGGACGCGUGCGAAAGAGCAAGAGAAUCAGUUUGAAAGUACCGGCUGGAGUGGACUCCGGUAGCCGGCUGAGAGUGCGGUCCGAGGGAAAUGCUGGAAGAAGAGGAGGCCCUCCAGGUGAUCUUUAUGUAUUCAUAGACGUUCUAUCAGACCCUGUACUGAAGAGGGAUGGCAACAACAUUCUAUAUACAUGCAAGGUAUCAUACAUUGAUGCCAUUCUUGGAACUACAAUCAAUGUUCCAACUGUCGAUGGCACGGUCGAUCUGAAGAUACCAGCUGGGACUCAGCCAGGCACGACACUCGUGAUGGCGAAGAAGGGGGUUCCUUACUUGGGCAAGGCGAGCACUCGUGGAGAUGAAUUGGUCCGGGUGCAGGUAGAGAUUCCGAAAAGAUUGAGCAGUGAAGAGAAGAAGCUGAUUGAAGAGCUUGCUAGCCUCAGCAAUGCUAAGACUGCAAACAGCAGGAGAUAGUGAAGCCUUCAGAACUUGUACUAUGGUGUUUUUUUUGUUGUUGAGAUGCAGUUCUUAGCUAGGAUAUAAGAUUAUAUGACAGUAAUUUUGAAAGUUUACAUAUUUUUCAUAUUAGGAAUUAAGACAUUGCAUGACUAUUGAUAGAAAUUUAUUGCAUAAACUAAGUUAUUGAGAGAGUAAUAUUUUAGCAGAUGAUUGAAGUGGAGCGUGCAAUAAGAUUUUUUUUUUCUUUUUGGGCUA